This is a messenger RNA of Naegleria lovaniensis, 1515 nucleotides long. RefSeq lists its product as uncharacterized. The coding region runs from base 1 to 1515 and encodes 504 amino acids. The record is from RefSeq and is a predicted model, not a curated record. NCBI's taxonomy places the organism in Eukaryota, Heterolobosea, Eutetramitea, Acrasida, Naegleriidae. Gene Ontology annotation, molecular function: beta-amylase activity. Gene Ontology annotation, biological process: polysaccharide catabolic process. The transcript is spliced from 5 exons.
AUGUCAACUGGUCUUGUCAUGACUCUUCUCUUCAUGACAAUACUCAUUGAAUACUCAACAGUGUUACAUCUUGCACAUGCCUACAUUCCAGUUGUUGGCACCGAUGGUAUCAUGAUUGAUGUUUGGUGGGGCCUCGUUGAGAAACAACCUCGUCAGUACAACUUUGCACCCUAUCGACAACUUUUCCAAUUAUGCCAACAAGUAGGACUCCAGGUAGAAGCUGUUCUAUCCUUCCAUCAAUGUGGAACCAAUGUUGGAGACUCGACUUUCAUUCCAUUACCUCAAUGGGUCUUACAAGUUGGUAAACAAAAUCCCGACAUCUUCUAUACGGAUCAAACGGGUCAUCGGGAUGAAGAAUAUUUAUCAUUGGGAGUAGAUUUGGUACCGUUAUUUCCUUCAUCAGCCAAUACAUCCUCUUCAUUGCGAACUGCUGUUGAUUUGUAUGAAGAUUUUAUGAAGGCUUUCCGACAAGAAUUUCAAGACUUGUUGCAGAAUGGAGUGAUGAAAAAAGUUGAAGUUGGACUGGGACCUGCCGGAGAAUUGAGAUAUCCUUCGUAUCAGUUACAGAAUAAUUUAUGGAGCUUCCCUGGAAUUGGUGCUUUCCAAUGUUAUGACAAGUACAUGCUUUCUAAUUUAUCCAUCUCUGCUCGCAAUAUUGGUCAUGCCAAUUGGGGUUACGCUGGUCCCAACAAUGCCGGUUAUUACAAUUCCAUGCCUUGGCAAACUGCUUUUUUCAGCGACAAUGGUGGUGACAAUUACAAUUCACCUUAUGGUAAAUUCUUCUUACAGUGGUACAGUGGCAUGUUGAUUCAACAUGGUGCCAAUGUACUCUCACGAGCUAGAAAUGUGUUUGGACCCAAUGUCGAAUUGUCAGCAAAAGUUGCUGGAAUUCACUGGUGGUAUUUUACAUCAAGUCAUGCUGCCGAAUUAACUGCAGGGUAUUACAACACUCCGUAUUACAAUGGCUAUAAAGACAUUGCCAUCAUGUUUUCGCGCUACAGAAUUGGUUUCGAAUUUACUUGCCUCGAAAUGACCGACAAUUCUCAACCUUCGUAUUGUCAAUGCGGUCCUCAAGAACUCGUAGCUUUGACACGUGACACAGCAUGGCAAUAUGGAGUUUCGUAUGGUGGAGAAAACGCCUUGCCAAUGGAUGGAAAUUAUGGAGCCAUUGAUCAAGUUGUGAAACAAUCGAGUGCGAAUGGAAAAGUAAUUGAAUCAUUCACAUAUUUGAGAUUGAAUGAUGGAUUAGUGUACAAUUCGUAUAAUUUCAACGCGUAUGCUCAGUUGGUCUCUCGUUUGCAUGCCCUGAGUGGUGAAAGCUUUGAAAAGUUAAAGACCACAUUGAAACAACAUGGUCGUCAUGAUCAUGAGAUUGUUAAGGAAAUGAAGGAUGUUGAGCUCAUUGAAAAGUUAUUGAAGAGUUUGACAGAAUUGAGUGACUCCAAGAAGAAGAAGAAUGGAAGAAAGUUUGGUUAUGAUUUGUUCGAUGAUGAUUCAUUGUUGACUUUCAACUGA